CAUGUUUAAACGGCAUCGGUCUCCUCCUCCGCCUCUGCCCCGCCUCGGCGCCUCCUCUUUGCAUUUUCCAUCUGCAGAGGCUCAGUUGAGAGUUGAGACUUGAGGCAGAAUCAUGGGAACUUCGGUGCAGGUUACGCCCCUCUGCGGAGUGUACAAUGAGAACCCUCUCUCAUACUUGGUCUCUAUUGAUGGCUUCAACUUUCUCGUAGACUGUGGCUGGAACGAUCACUUUGACCCCUCCCUCCUCCAACCUCUUUCGAGGGUAGCACCGACCAUAGAUGCGGUCUUGCUUUCACAUGCGGAUACACUUCACCUGGGUGCCCUCCCGUAUGCUAUGAAGCAGCUUGGACUUUCUGCUCCCAUUUAUUCAACAGAACCUGUGUACAGAUUAGGCCUUCUUACUAUGUAUGAUCAGUAUCUUUCAAGAAAGCAAGUAUCAGAGUUCGAUCUGUUCACACUAGAUGAUAUUGAUUCUGCUUUCCAAAGCAUAACCAGGCUAACAUACUCUCAAAAUCAUCAUCUCUCAGGCAAGGGAGAAGGAAUUGUGAUUGCUCCUCAUGUUGCUGGACAUCUGUUGGGAGGUACUGUGUGGAAGAUUACUAAGGAUGGCGAGGAUGUUAUAUAUGCUGUUGAUUUUAAUCAUAGAAAAGAAAGGCAUUUAAAUGGAACUGUUCUAGGUUCUUUUGUACGGCCAGCUGUUCUUAUAACUGAUGCCUACAAUGCUCUGAACAAUCAGCCCUAUAGACGACAAAAGGACAAGGAAUUUGGAGAUAUAAUGAAGAAGACUCUAAGGGCAGGUGGCAACGUAUUACUUCCUGUUGAAACUGCUGGACGAGUUUUGGAACUUAUUUUGAUAUUAGAAUCAUAUUGGGCUGAUGAAAGCUUGAGCUUCCCUAUAUAUUUUCUUACAUAUGUUGCAUCUAGCACAAUUGAUUAUGUGAAGAGUUUCCUUGAGUGGAUGAGUGACUCUAUAGCAAAGUCCUUUGAACAAACUCGUGAGAACAUUUUUCUUUUGAAGUAUGUCAAACUCAUAGUUAACAAGAGUGAUCUUGAAAAUGCUCCUGAAGGGCCAAAGGUUGUUCUAGGAUCCAUGGCAAGUUUGGAAGCAGGAUUUUCUCAUGAUAUCUUCGUUGAAUGGGCAAAUGAUGUAAAAAAUCUUGUGCUUUUUACAGAAAGAGGCCAGUUUGCCACGCUAGCUCGUAUGCUUCAGGCUGAUCCACCUCCAAAAGCUGUCAAAGUCAUUGUGUCCAAGAAGGUUCCUUUGGUGGGGGAGGAGCUAAUUGCCUAUGAAGAAGAGCAAAAUCGGAUAAAGAAGGAGGAAGCUUUAAAAGCUAGUCUUAUCAAGGAGAAAGAGUUGAAGGCAUCUCAUGGCACUGAAAAUAAUACUAGUGAUCCAAUGGUCAUUGAUGCUGGAAAGAGUCAUGCUUCACAAGAAGGUUCACGGGGUGGUGGAUUCCGGGAUGUGUUCAUCGACGGAUUUGUUCCACCUUCGACGAGUGUUGCUCCAAUGUUCCCCUGUUUUGAAAAUACAAUAGAGUGGGAUGAUUUUGGUGAAGUUAUAAAUCCAGAUGAUUAUGUAAUCAAUGAUGAAGACAUGGACCACACAGCAAUGCAUGUAGGGGGUGAUGUGGAUGGAAAACUAGAUGAAGCUGCUGCAAGUUUGCUAUUUGAUACAAAACCAUCAAAAGUCAUAUCUGAUGAAAGAACGGUGCAAGUCAGGUGUUCAUUGCUUUACAUGGACUUUGAGGGGCGUUCAGAUGGGCGAUCUAUUAAAAAUAUUCUCUCUCACGUCGCCCCCCUCAAGCUUGUUUUGGUGCAUGGAUCAGCUGAAGCCACUGAACAUCUGAAGCAACACUGCCUGAAGUUUGUUUGCCCUCACGUAUAUGCUCCUCAAAUUGAAGAGACAAUUGACGUCACAUCUGAUUUAUGUGCUUACAAGGUUCAACUAUCUGAGAAGCUGAUGAGUAAUGUACUAUUCAAAAAGCUCGGAGAUUACGAAAUAGCCUGGGUUGAUGCUGAAGUAGGGAAGACGGAAAAUGGUAUGUUGUCACUGCUACCACUUUCAGCUGCAACUCCUCCACAUAAGUCUGUUCUUGUUGGUGAUUUAAAAUUGGCAGAUUUCAAGCAGUUCCUCUCCGCCAAGGGUGUUCAGGUGGAAUUUGCUGGUGGGGCACUGCGAUGUGGUGAAUAUGUAACUCUACGUAAGGUUGGUGAUUCAACUCAGAAGAGCAGUGGUUCUGGUACUCAGCAAAUAGUUAUUGAAGGUCCUCUGUGUGAGGAUUACUAUAAAAUCCGUGAAUAUCUCUACUCUCAGUUUUAUCUGCUUUAAAUAUGGAUUCAAGGAGAAACAUUUCUGAGGUGGUAAGUUGGGACUGUCUGCAAAGCAGCAAACAUACUAAAGAAUAUUUUGCAGGGCUUGAGAAGAAAACACACACCUCUAAUCUUUGUACCUCGUAGUAUCUUGAGGCUCCAACAUACUGUAACAAUUUGCAGAUACUAGAGAAUUUCGUCUGUUUGAUGCUUCACUGAACAUUUAACUGAAUUUGGAGUAUGCUAGUUAUUCUCUUUCUUCUAUGCAUAAGGGAAUAUGAGGGAAUAUAAUUUAGUUUGUGUAGCAUUGUUUUAAGUUUUAACCUGUGCAGGGAUAUAGUCAGAUUGGACUUGUAAUUAUUAAACUAUAUAUAAAUGGUCGAGACUAAAUCUCUUUCGAUGCUCA
Prosopis cineraria is the source of this 2716-nucleotide messenger RNA. Its product is annotated as cleavage and polyadenylation specificity factor subunit 2. Gene Ontology annotation, biological process: mRNA 3'-end processing by stem-loop binding and cleavage. Gene Ontology annotation, cellular component: mRNA cleavage and polyadenylation specificity factor complex. The coding region runs from base 113 to 2329 and encodes 738 amino acids. Lineage: Eukaryota; Viridiplantae; Streptophyta; Magnoliopsida; Fabales; Fabaceae. The record is from RefSeq and is a predicted model, not a curated record. Gene Ontology annotation, molecular function: RNA binding. The transcript has 18 exons.